AAUGGAUGGCGUCAGAGCUAACACGCAAUUCCAUGCAAAAGUUGACCCAAUGAAUAUGGGCAAAACUUAGUAUCAAAAUGUACAACUCCAUAAAAUGGAGACACAAAUAUGCACAACGAAUUCAACUUAUACAGAUUAUAAUCGAACAUUGAACGAGACAAAUUUUACAUUGUAUGGAUUUGACUUUGAUAGAAACGACAGUACCACUUCGAGUGCGACGGAAUCUGUAUAUAAUCUAUGGGCACUGUCACUAAUAGUGUUUCCCCUUUUAACUCUGUUUGGAAAUGUGCUGGUAAUUUUAAGUGUGGCUAGGGAAAAGAGUUUACAAACUGCUACAAAUUACUUUAUCGUCAGUUUGGCGGUAGCCGAUUUGCUGGUGGCGGUAGUUGUGAUGCCUUUCGGAGUUUAUUAUUUGGUGAACGGUGUCUGGGGUCUACCAGCCGUGGUAUGUGACUGCUACAUCGCGAUGGAUGUCACAUGUUCCACAUCUAGCAUCUUCAAUCUUGUCGCCAUCUCAGUGGACAGAUAUAUAGCAGUUACACAACCAAUAAAAUACGCAAAACAUAAAAGCAACCUUCGCGUGUGGCUGAUGAUCGGUGUCGCCUGGCUUGUGUCUGCCGCUAUCGGCUCACCCGUGGUCUUGGGACUCAACAACACACCAGAUCGCAGUGAACACCAAUGCCUUUUUAACAGUACGGACUACGUGAUUUUCUCAUCACUGGGAUCCUUCUACAUACCUUGCAUCAUUAUGAUGUUCUUGUAUUAUAGGAUUUUUAAGGCAAUACGACAGCGCGCAAAGAAGCAACGCGUUGCUAAAACGACUUCGACACUCAGUUCGGCCGUGUCAACUGGUGCAACGGCUGUCAUAAUUGAGAACGUUGCGCAUGCGCAUAGGUUUAAUAUACCAGAAGACAGAGCGACCAACACAGCCUCCGGCAGCAAUGACGAUGAUGAUGAUAACUACGAUAAAACAGAGAUGGGUGAAUAUGCUGAAGAGCUGGCGAGAACGAGGUCAGCUCGGUUCAUGCUAGCCGCCGUCGUCGAAGAGACUGGCCUAAUAAUGGCAAAUCUAGCAUCACCAAUACCAAUGAUAGAUCCCAACACAAAUAACGAUUCAGGCUAUGUUCCCUCCAAUAUGGACUUGGAGAAGGAGCAUUCACCCCCUCCUUCACCCAACCGUGAGGAGAAGAAAGAAGAGAGGAAAGGAGAAAGGAGAAUCGAUGUACCAAAGAAACCUGAGUUGAAAAAAAAGUUGAGCAGGAUAAGCAACAGCUCGUUAAUAUCAACUCCGCGCCGAAGGUUCAGAAGUGCAGCGUCUGCAGCAAGAUUUACCAUCUUCAAAGCGAACAGGGCUGGAAAAAUGAGGGCCAAAUCUUUCGCCAAGAAAGAAAAGAAAGCGACUCAGACACUUGCUAUUGUACUAGGGGUAUUCCUCUUCUGCUGGGCCCCAUUCUUCACCUGCUCAGUUCUGGAUGCUCUCUGCACCAAGUUCGGAUGGAGCUGUUCACCGGGUGUCACCGCCUUCAUCCUAACAACUUGGCUUGGCUACAUCAAUUCCUUUCUCAAUCCCGUGAUUUAUACAAUCUUUAAUCCGGAAUUUCGUAAGGCGUUUAGGAAAAUUCUUUAUUGUUCUUAAUGCGUUGUGGAGAAUCAAAUCAAGUAGCGGGCUAAAAAGAUUGUAAGCUAACAUAGAAAAAGUAUAUUAAUUUUACUAUGUAGUUGCCUUCGAGACUAAUAGAACGAUUUUCGAUACAAUUUUUAUAGUGCGAUUUGGCCAUUUAUCUAUUAUUCUAUUGCUAUUACCUCUUCAUCACCGCAAAAUUUCUGCCCAGCGAGCAUUCUCUUGACCGAACGCGAUGGAGACUAACUGUGGAUGCCCUCUAACCCAUCUAGGAGUUAUAGGACAUUAAGUCCGAGCAUUCUUUUAAGGUCUGAGUACACUAACAGUAGCGCCAUCUAUAUGUCAGCCUACGAACUUUUCAGUCCACGUAAUAAAUUUAAUUGGAUAAACGUUAAAAUAUAAUAGAAGAGUAUUUUACUAUUGUGACACAUGUGAAAUAGAUGAAUGAAGGAACUCUUUCGUAUUGGAGCUGAAUCCAAUCCCCGUAUAGUUUCACGUACUUAAUCGAGCUUUACAUUUUGUAUACUUUUAAUACUUAUCACGGGAACACUUCUAACUUGGGUAAAAACUAGUAACUACAUAUUUUCCUGUACCACUGAUUAUCCCAAUCAAUUUGUUUCAUAAAGGGAAAUUACGCCUGCAGUACCUUUAAUUCCCGGUUAGAACAUAGGUAAUAGCAAAAAAUUUCAGGUUGAUUGUGCCUACACUUCUUUGUUUAAAUUACCCAGCUUUGUUAUUUAUUUAUAUUCAAUUUUUUUAUAUAUUUAUCAGCUAGCUGCAAGACUUUCCAGACUAAACGAAUCUUCUAGUCUUUUCCAAAUUGUAAUUGGUACCAAUAAACACAUUUCCUUCUCCAAUAAAUCGAAAAGAUUGUAAAAUUGAAUGUCUAUUUUAAUACUGGAAUCUGUAAAUAUGUAAAAAACAUUAAUUGGUGUAAAAAUUGUUGUUGUAAUUGUCCGUGUAAUAGAGAUUAUGAUAUCGCUUAACCACCUAAUUUACUUAGUAGGGCUACCACAGACACGGAGAUCUAAUGAGAUAUAUGGUUUUUAGUUUAGUUCAUAUGAGAAAUUCUGUGACAACCCCUAACAUUUGCGUAUGCCGUAAACGUCUCCGGGGGCUUAGUCAAGAUGCCUUAACAGUAGUGUAUGUAAGAAAGUAGAAAACUAAAUGUUAUGUAUGAAAAUUUGUCGACACGAAUUAGUUAGUAUGUCUAUAUGUACUCUGUUAGGGAAUUUUGACUAAGUUUAGUUUUAUUAACUAAUUGAAUAAACAAACUUUAAUCUACUCUGUGUUAGCCUAAACUUCCUUCCCGCGGUUGUGAAACAAUUAAAUUAAUUAGAGUUAUUAAGAUUUGUAAUUGAAUGUAUACGAUUUCUAUUAAUGUAAAAGAUGAACAACUUAUUUCUAUGAAAAUUACACUAAUGGCUUGUUGGGAACGACGCAUUCCCGUAAGGAGGUUAAAUUUUUGUAAUAACUCAAAAAGCAUUUUGGAGAAAUAUUUUUAUCUUUUAAGUUUCAAAAAAGAAAAAAUAUAUGUAAUAUGGUCCAAAUUUAAGUUUGUACUUUGAGAUUAAAAAAUUUGUUAUUAUAAUAUGUGUGAGAAUUUUUCCACUAAAAAGCCUUAAACACCUUAUAGGAAGAAAUCUAUUGGUUUUCUGUCCUGUA
Molecule: messenger RNA, 3286 nt
Organism: Pieris rapae (cabbage white)
Lineage: Eukaryota; Metazoa; Arthropoda; Insecta; Lepidoptera; Pieridae
Product: dopamine D2-like receptor
Exons: 8
Coding region: 95-1636 (513 amino acids)
Biological process (GO): adenylate cyclase-activating adrenergic receptor signaling pathway
Cellular component (GO): membrane
Molecular function (GO): G protein-coupled receptor activity; dopamine neurotransmitter receptor activity, coupled via Gi/Go
Source: RefSeq, a predicted model, not a curated record